Messenger RNA from Neoarthrinium moseri, 2025 nucleotides. RefSeq lists its product as uncharacterized. The transcript has 3 exons. The coding region runs from base 1 to 2025 and encodes 674 amino acids. NCBI's taxonomy places the organism in Eukaryota, Fungi, Ascomycota, Sordariomycetes, Amphisphaeriales, Apiosporaceae. Gene Ontology annotation, molecular function: oxidoreductase activity; FAD binding. The record is from RefSeq and is a predicted model, not a curated record.
AUGAAGAGCAAUUUCGGCUCUGUGUUGGCACUAUGGGGAUUGUCAUUGUGUCAUCUGGGUACUUCACAGACUAUUUUGAACAACGAUAAUUCAACAGUGCAGGUGAAUCAGUCAAUAGUGGCGCCAGCCCUAGAAUCUGUUGACCAGCGAUCUUCGAACUCCACAGCAGACCUGUUUAAUAGCGAGACACUGCAGCUGACUGAUUACGUUUUGGCCAAUCUUACCGACUUGCAACUGACGAAUAUCACUCUCUUCGCUUUUGACAAUGCAACAGCCGAUAAUGUCACCAGUGGAGGACUUUCGAAAAGAACAUUCUUUCCCAGAUGCAAGACUUAUCCCGGAGACUUCCUGUGGCCUCCAAGGUAUUUGUGGAAACUAUUUGACGUCCUGCUUGGUGGUGCUUUGAUCGAAACAGUGCCCUACGCUGCGGCAUGCUAUGAUGAUUUUGGCAAGUUCAACCAGCAGCAAUGCGGCUUUCUCACGGAUAAUUGGACCAAUGGAUCUCUCUACCACGCUCAAGAUCCGACGUCAGUGAAUGCAGUCCUGUUCCAAGGCCAAUCAUGCCUUCCACCAAGACUACUCCCAAAUACUACGGCAACACGCCACUGUACCGUAGGCGGGUAUCCCAGUUACGCCGUCAAAGUUUCCAACGUGGCACAAGUCCAGCUUGCCGUCAAUCUAGCCCGAAACCUGAACCUACGUCUCGUAAUCAAGAACACGGGCCACGACUUCGGCGCCAAGUCCACCGGCUACGGAGCGCUCUCGCUCUGGACGCACAAUCUGAAGGACGUCCAGUUCUUCGAGUCAUACCGUGAAAGUGGGUACCACGGCCCAGCCUUCAAGCUCGGUGCUGGCGUGCAGGCCUUUGAGCUCUACGAAGCGGCCCACAAGUACGGCGUGACGGCGGUCGGCGGCGAAGGUCGUACGGUCGGUGUGAUGGGCGGUUAUAUCCUGGGUGGAGGCCACUCACCCCUCUCCUCGAUGUACGGAAUGGCGGCGGACCAGAUCCUGUCUAUGGAAGUGGUCACGGCAGAUGGUCGGUUUGUGACGGCCAGUAAAUCGUCGCAUCCUGACCUCUUUUGGGCGCUCUGCGGUGGCGGAGGCUCAACGUACGGCGUCGUUACUUCAAUCGUCGUGAAGGCCUUCCCGAAAAUCAAAGUCACAACACUGACUUACGUCCUUUCCACGGGAGGACCUGGCAAUAUCACAGCAUCACAAUUUUGGGGAGCCCUGCGUGCCUACUUUGACGGCUUUGUCGACUACGCGGACAAAGGGAACUAUGGAUACUUUCGGGUUACCUCCACAGGGCCGGGUCAAUUCAUGUCAGACAUGGGGCCGUGGUUCGCGCCCGGGAUGUCGAAGGCCGAGUUGCAGGCUCUGGUGGCGCCUCUCUUCUCGAGGUGGAAACAGAUAGGGGUCGAAGUGAAUCCGACCUACACAGAGUUCAAUGACUACUACGAUGCGUGGUACGCGUCCUUCCCCGUCGAACCGUGGGGAAGUACCACGAUCAGGCAGGCAAGCCGUCUUUUCCCAAGAUCUAACUGGCAAAGCGAGACGAAACUCAACGCGACAUUUGACUCUAUCCGGUCGGUGGUGGAGGACGGUGCCUACAUAAUCGCCUUCAACAUCGCCGCCGCCCCCAAGACGGGUUAUCCGGACAACAGCAUCAACCCGGCCUGGAGGAACGUGGCGAUGCACGCGAUCGCCGCCACGCUCUGGGAUCCCACCAUGCCCGAGGCGUCUAUCAAGGCGGCCAGCGACAAGUUGACAUUUGACUGGAUGAAGCGGUGGCGCGACGUAUCCCCUGGGGCAGGGGCGUACAUGUCCGAGUCGGACUAUAUCGAGCCGGACUUCAGGCAGGCCUUCUUCGGGGACAAGUACGCCAAGCUGUACCGGUUGAAGAAGCGUUACGAUCCUUGGAGUGUGUUCUACGCGCAGAACGCCGUGGGGAGCGAGGACUGGACGAUGAGUGAGAUGAUACUGGGUAACCUGCCGAGUCAAAAUAGCAGGUUGUGUCGAGCAUAG